GGCGUGCCGAGCGGCAUGCUGGGAGCGGGGAGGAACGCAGAGUGUCCAGGGGAAAGAUGGCGGCGGUCCUAUUCUCCUUGAGAUGGAGCGGCUCCGUGCUGAGGACAGCGGGCACCGUACAGGUGACCCGAUGUGCUCAGACAGCCGCAGCGCCCGCAGCAGCCGCAUCGGCCCGCAUCAAGAAAUUUGCAAUCUACAGAUGGGAUCCCGACAAGACUGGAGACAAACCGCGCAUGCAGACCUACGAGGUGGACCUGAAUAAGUGUGGCCCCAUGGUCCUGGAUGCCCUUAUCAAGAUAAAGAAUGAGAUGGACCCCACGUUGACCUUCCGCCGGUCAUGCAGAGAAGGUAUCUGCGGCUCCUGCGCCAUGAAUAUUAAUGGCGGCAACACUCUGGCCUGUACUGUAAAGAUCGACACUAACCUGAGCAAAGUCUCCAAAAUCUACCCCCUCCCCCACAUGUACGUGGUGAAGGACCUGGUGCCUGAUCUCAGCAACUUCUACGCUCAGUAUAAAGCCAUCGAGCCGUACCUGAAGAAGAAGGAUGAGAGCCAGCAGGGGAAGGAGCAAUACUACCAGUCCAUGGAGGACCGCGACAAACUGGACGGACUGUAUGAGUGCAUCCUGUGUGCCUGCUGCAGCACCAGCUGUCCCAGCUACUGGUGGAACGCGGACAAGUACCUCGGGCCGGCUGUUCUCAUGCAGGCUUACCGCUGGAUGAUCGAUUCCAGAGACGACUUCACAGAAGAACGCUUGGCACAACUGCAGGAUCCCUUCUCACUGUACCGCUGCCACACCAUCAUGAACUGCACCAGGACGUGUCCCAAGGGUCUCAACCCCGGCAAAGCGAUCGCAGAAAUCAAGAAGAUGAUGGCGACCUAUAAGGAGAAAGCCGCCGUGGCAUAACACCCCCCCCCCCCCCCGAGACUUCCGAACCCAUCGAACGCACAACAGUCCCUUCUCCACUAAGAACUCCCUGCCAAACUCCGCCCACCACGACUCCAGUGGGCAGGGCCUUCCCAGCGCCUUUUAAUUGUGGUUUCUGCCUCAUGCCUGUAGAGAAGUCCCUGAUUGGUUGAUUGAAUUGUUACGCUUCUUUACAGUGCUGAGAUUAAAGCGAUCAGUGUGUAGCCUGAAUACGUCUGGGAGAAUCGCCGUUAUUUUUUAUAGAUUUUUUUUUAUCUCCUCUGAGGACAUCGCGCGUCUCGGCCGCUGGAAGCUCAUUGGUUGGUGGAAUUCAUUCGAUGGAACCAGAAGAUCCGGCUCGGCUCGCUUUGUUUUUUUUUUUGCUUUAAUGUAAAAGUUGCUGCUUUAGGGCGCAGAUAAUUAAUAUACUGAGACUGACGCGUGUCGUCCGUCUGUGUGACGUCCUCUCAUCUGUCUGUGCUGCUAAAAUUAUCAUAAAAGAGUAUAAAAUAAAAUAUAAAAUACA
Rana temporaria (common frog) is the source of this 1431-nucleotide messenger RNA. It is a transcript of the gene SDHB, whose product is annotated as succinate dehydrogenase complex iron sulfur subunit B. Gene Ontology annotation, molecular function: 2 iron, 2 sulfur cluster binding; electron transfer activity. Lineage: Eukaryota; Metazoa; Chordata; Amphibia; Anura; Ranidae. Gene Ontology annotation, biological process: tricarboxylic acid cycle; aerobic respiration; respiratory electron transport chain. The transcript has 8 exons. Gene Ontology annotation, cellular component: mitochondrial membrane. The coding region runs from base 57 to 905 and encodes 282 amino acids. The record is from RefSeq and is a predicted model, not a curated record.